Anoplopoma fimbria (sablefish) is the source of this 1037-nucleotide messenger RNA. RefSeq names its product transcriptional and immune response regulator a (gene tcima). Gene Ontology annotation, cellular component: cytosol; nucleus. Lineage: Eukaryota; Metazoa; Chordata; Actinopteri; Perciformes; Anoplopomatidae. Gene Ontology annotation, biological process: negative regulation of Notch signaling pathway; endothelial cell activation involved in immune response. Gene Ontology annotation, molecular function: Notch binding. The record is from RefSeq and is a predicted model, not a curated record. The transcript has a single exon. The coding region runs from base 160 to 462 and encodes 100 amino acids.
CUAUAAGUACUCACAGGCUCAGCUCUCCGGUGCUCACUCACUCAAGCCUUAAACCCCACCGACCAAAGAGUGCGCACCUAACAACUCAUUCUUUACGAGUUGGAGGGCCAAACUUGGAGCAGAGAAACACAGGAGAUCCGACGCAGAAAGAAAGACAAGAUGUCGUCCUACGUUUCCUCUGAAUGCCGCCGCGUCAGCCCUUCUGUCCAGGGCAACAAGUUUGACACGGCGCACCGCAAGAAGGCCGUUGCAAACAUUUUCGAGAACGUCAACCAGGACUCGCUGAUGAGACUCUUCCAGAAAACGGGUGACAUGAAGGCGGAGGAGAGAGUGAGGAGCAUCUUCUCCUACACCCUGGAUCCGGAAGAGACAGCUCGGGCCCUAAUGGCUCUGAAGCAGAGAAAGAAGGAUAAGUUCCUCCAGAUCGCAGGCAUGGUCCGGCAGCUGCUCAAAAUGCGUUGACUGUGUUUUACCAGUUUUUUUACCGCCUGUGUCUCUCUCGGCUCAUGUCGAGCCAAAUGUGAAAACACUCCCAAGAUGGCUGGGUUACCGCCGAUAUGUUGCUCACCUUUCACAUGGAAAGGAGCGUUGGGUGCGGUGGAGAUUGUGCCGGCCUCCCGAGGGCAACAUGUAGCAGCUGUCGCCUCAUGGACGGACGGAGGUGACAGCGGAGAUUCCCUCCAUCACGGAUGGAGCAUGAUGAACUGACUGGGAAUAUGAAGGACACACACUUCUUCGCUGAGACUUGAAUUCAUAAAUGCAUUCCUGUGGAUGCCUUCCUGUAAAGCAGCCCUAUGUACAAGUGCACUUCACUGCGCUAAUGCUGGUGUACAGCUGCAAUCUGAGACUUUACAGUGCCGAAUAAUCUGCCUAUAUAAAUGCCUGUCCUGAACACAUGCCUUGUCUCACAGCUUCACUUUGUUAUAUGAAAACAACUCGUUGGUGGCCAUUAAUGUGUUAUUGUCACAUAACCGUAUAGCACAACGAUUUGCAUUUAUAAUAUGUUCCAUUGUUAAAUCAAUUAAAAAUAUUUAAUU